CUGCGUCCCUCAGCCCUGUGCCUGUUUGUCUUGUAAUCCGCAGACAAGAAAAAAGCAGGCAAAUUCCAGCCUUUUAAGAAGCUCUUCGGCAAGAGGAAGAAAAGAGAGCCCGCAUCCGAUUGCGAGGAAGCCAAACUGAAGCCCAGCCACUCCUUUGGCAACGUCUGCAACGGCACCUUCUCCUCCGAUGAAGAGCCAAACGGCGGUCUGAGGUCCUCCCAUUAUUCUAUGGGCAGUCGAGCUUUCUCCCAUGACAGUAUUUUUAUACCUGAUGGGAGAACAGAGAGUGAACAGGCCAUCCAAGCAAUGUCACAGGAGAACGUUUUAGGAAAAGUCAAAACUCUUCAGCAACAGUUGGCCAAGAAUAUAAAAUUUGGGCAGCCUCCACAAAUGACAAUUUCUGUGAGGACGAUGGGGGAGGCAAACACUAGUAUAGAAGAGGAUGUGUUGCUCAGUAGCCCCAUGGAGAUUGAGACUCAGCAGGACACUGUGAUCUCAGACAGUGGUAAUAAAUCCACUGACACUCCAGAUUUGUUGAGAACAAUGAGUUUGCCUGGAACAGGACAUGAAGCGGAAGAAAAGGUCACUCCAGUCAAAUCAUCGCGGCCAAAAAGACAAUUUUCCUGUUCUGGCACAAUUGAAACAAUCAAUUUGGAUGCAGUUCCCCAGGCUGUUGCUCGUCUAGACAACAGUGCAGCUAAACACAAGCUGUCAGUGAAGCCAAAAAAACAGAGGAUGUCAAGAAAGCACAAGAGAUUGACAAAGGGAUCACAAAGUUUAACGAUAACAGAAUUUGAGCCAGAGGACCUAGAAACUCAGCUGUAUGGCGACAGAUACCCAGGUUAUAAUGGACACAUCAUAGCAGACAAGCUAAUCCAGAACAGAGAUGAGCAGAAGCAGCUUCAGCUGGCAGAGGAGAAAAGAAUUGAAGAUCACUGGGGGAUCUUUGAGGCUGAAAGAAUAAGGCAGAUUGUAGAAAUGGAAGAACAAAGAGAAAUGGAAGAACAAAGAGAAAUGGAAGAACAAAGGUGCCAAGAACUUGAGCAGGUGCAGAAGGAGCAGGAGAGAAGGUGUCGUGAAGAAGAGAGGAGGCAGUAUCUCCUUGAAGGAGAGACAUCUUUGAAAACAGAAGAGCAAACAUGCCAUAAAGAGGAGAGAAGACUGCUGGAGGCUGAAAAGAGGCAAGAGCUGGAAGAGCAGAGUUGGCAGGAACUGGAGAAGCAGACACAGAAGGAGCUGGAGGAGCCACAGGGACAAGAGCUGGAGGAGCAGAAGUGCCAGGAAAAAGAGGAGCAACAGAGACAAGAGCUGGAGGAACAGAAGCACCAGGAAUGGAAGGAGCAACAGAGACAAGAGCUGGAGGAACAGAAGCACCAGGAAUGGAAGGAGCAACAGAGACAAGAGCUGGAGGAACAGAAGCACCAGGAAUGGAAGGAGCAACAGAGACAAGAGCUGGAGGAACAGAAGCACCAGGAAUGGAAGGAGCAACAGAGACAAGAGCUGGAGGAAAUGAAGCACCAGGAACGGGAGGACCAACAGAGACGAGAGCUGGAGGAGCAGAAACACCAGGAAUGGGAAAAGCAGAGAUGUCAGGAGUUGGAGGAGCAGAGGCAUCAGGAAUGGGAAGAGCAGGGGCGCAAGGAGCUUGAGGAGAAACAGAGACGAGAGCUGGAGGAGCAGAAGCGGCUAGAGCUGGAAGAAUUAAGACAACAUGUGAUUGAAAAACAGUGUCAAGAGGAAGAAGAAAGAAGUUGGCUGGAGGGCCAAAAAGAACUCAAGGGAAAAAAUAAGGAAGAAAAACAGAGACAAGAGCUAGAAGGGAAAGAGCUUCAAGAAGCUGAAAUAAAACUGAAGCAGGAGAAAGAAGCUGAGAGCCUCAAACAACAGAAAAAACAGGAGGAACAAAGGCUGCAUUUGAAGGAGAAAGGAGAAAAGACAGAGAAGGAACAACCCCAGCAUGUAAUGGAUAAGACAAAGAAACGGGAAGAGCAGAGAAAACACAAGCUCACAAAACAAAUGCACUUGGAAAGUACAGAAAGUGUGCAACAAGAUGAACUGAAGCAGCAAAAGGAACAAAAUGAACAAGAAUGGAACAAGCUGGAAGAGCAGAGGGUAGACACAGAAGGACAAAAUCUUCAGCAAAACCAACAAGAAAAAUCCUUGGAACAGCAACAGGACAAGGAUCAGUUGUGUUCUGGAGGGGCUGAUAGGCAUCUGCUAGAGGAGAAGCUCCAAGAAGGAUCAAGAUCCCAAAAACUCAAACAGCCAGAAAAAGGGAAUAAAACAGCAGAAGGCGGCCUAGCCCAGAAACUGAAGAGAGAAGUUGAGGCGCAGGAGCAAAAGCGAAUAGGGGAAGAGCUUCGGUGGCAAGAGGUAGAUGAAAGACAAACUGCAUCCAGACCCUUCACAUUUCAAGUGUCUUCUGGAGAUAAACAGAUCAUAUUUCAGAAAGUAAAUCUGAGUCCAGUCAUGCCCAUCAAAGGAGCAGGACUCUCUUCUCCAUCCAUCAAAGACUGCAGGAUGCACACUGCCAGCAAGGGCUCCCAUACACUCCCAUCAUCUGUGUGUGUACCCCAUACAGCUAUUUUGGUUACUGGAGCACAGCUGUGUGGCACAGCAGUUAACUUGAACCAGAUAAAGGACACGGCUUGUAAAUCAUUACUUGGCUUAACAGAAGAGAGAAAAAAUGUGGACAUUCCUUCACCAGAGAAGGCCCAGAAAAAAAACCAGGAUCCCAAGCCCAGCAGCAGUAAAAUGAAAUAUGCACAAGAGACAUCGAACAACCAGGCCGUACUAGCUGAGUGGGCCUCUAUCCGCUCCAGAAUCCUGAAGAACGCAGAAAACAGCAAAUAUGAGAGAGAUCGAGUAAGUGUCUGCAGACACAGUGACGACUGGACACCCCGAGGACGGGGUGCUCCACAUGGCAACUUGAGGAAGACUCUCUCUGCCAAUGCGAAGUUCUCAAUAACACCAGCAUGGCAGAAAUUUUCAGAAGCUUCAAAAACCAAUUCAGAUGCUGAGAAUGUAAGUGUGGCAAAAGGCAAUGAACCAGUGGGAAGAAUCACUGGCUCAUGUGCUGACUCAAAGGAGGAUGAGGCUUCUACUUUUAAGGAUAACUUUGCUGAAAAGGCUAAGGAGAAAAUGGAAACCCAUAGUGAAAUGACAGACAACACAGAAGGCUGUAAAUUUGCAAAAGAUCUUCCAUCUUUCCUUGUUCCAAGUUUUCCUCAUUCUCCAGGUAAAGAAUUACCCCAGGCAGAACUUCCUGGUGCUCAGGAAAAUCAGCAGAAUAACAGCACAAAAAAAGCAGAUAAACCAGCACCAAACGGAGAAGAAAAUGUUUCUCCUUUUGGGAUAAAGUUACGAAGGACAAACUACUCUUUACGUUUCCAUUAUGAUCAACAGGCUGAGCAAAGGAAAAAGAAAAGAUACAGUGCAGGAGAUAGUUUUGAUGGUUUGCCUGACCCACUAGUUACAACAGAAGGUGAGAAAGAGUCCGCUGUUUUUGCUCCGCAAGAGAGUACAUCCUCUGGCAUAGGGAGAGUGAACGUCCUUGGUAAUGUGAAAGACUCAAAAGACUCUUCAAUUACUGUGGUGGAGAUUUCACAACCAGCAGGCACACCAGUGGUCCUACCAGCCACUGGCCAGAGCACUUUACUCCCUCAUGAGAAACCAGCAUGCAAGUCACUGGUCCCACAGAAACCUGCUUUAGCUCCAAAGCCCACCAGCCAGACACCACCAUCGUCUCCUCUCUCUAAAAUGAACAGAUCAAACCUAGCUGAUACACUAGGGCAAAGGUUGGUUAAAGCUGAAUCAGACAGUGGCUGGAGAAAAGAAGACAGAGCAAAUGCAGUGCAGUCCACACCAUCCAAUGAGUACAAAAAUGAAGAGGAAGAAAUCAGAGAAAAGAAGUCAUUUUUCCCAUCUAUAAGUAUUCCAUGGAGAGAAAAAAAUGACAAAAAGCCUGAGCCACUGAAGAAAGAAAAGCCAGUCCUCCAGAGCAGGCACUCUUUAGAUGGCUCUAAAUUGAUGGAGAAAGUUGAAACUUCACAACCACUUUGGAUUACAUUAGCGCUGCAAAAGCAAAAGGGGUUUCGUGAGCAGCAAGCUACGAGGGAAGAGAGGAGACAAGCCAGAGAGGCAAAGCAAGCAGAGAAGCUGGCUAAAGAAAAUGCUGCUGUAAGUAAUCAGCCAGAAAAUAAAAGUAGCAGCAGCAAAACAAGCACACUGCAGAAAUCUACAACUCAAGAAGACGAGAAGAAAAUUGAGACUGCUGUGUCAAGACUAGAAAGAAGGGAGCAGCUAAAAAAGUCAAACACGCUUCCAACUUCUGUGACAGUGGAAAUUUCAGAUUCUGUUCCGUCAACCCCACUUGCAAAGGAGGUGGCCAAGAGAUUCUCUACGCCUGAUGCUAACCCUGUGUCAACAGAACCAGCCUGGCUUGCAUUAGCCAAGAGGAAAGCAAAAGCCUGGAGUGACUGUCCACAGAUCAUAAAGUAAACUGUAAAAUUACAUCUCUAUUGCUGACUAUUAAUUGCUUUCUUUUUAUUUAUUCAGCUUUUUACACAUGACAAAACUGAAAAUGCAUGUAUUGAAGGACUGAAAACUGAACUGAUUACCAUUUUGCUCUAGCUCACUGUAAAGUCUACUGAAGUCAUAUAUUCCAUUGCUUUGACAAAUAGCUAAAUGAGGUCACAGCAAAAAUUUCAGAACCAGACUCUCUCAAAAAUUUAAGAAUGCUCAGAUACUGGAUGUAAAUUUUAGCAAGUAUCAUAAUAAGGGCCAGAACUUCAGUUCAGAAGCUCCUUACAUUCUGCGGGUAUUCGGUUCUGGAAUUUUAGAUCUCUAUACUUAAGUGGAGAUCUCAGAAUUUUUUUUCAACACUCCAUUGUUGAAAAUUAAGGCAAGAUGCAUGUUCCCUUCUCUUAUUCCUGAAUUUUUUUUAAGUGUUAAACUGUAUGAACUGUCAGUUCUACCUGCUAUUUGAAAGCUUCUUCCCUAACGAAGAACUUUGGGAGAUAUCGUUCUACCUGCAAAUGAUAAGUAGAAAGACAGUACCAUCCAAAUGCUGAGGUAAUUUCUUUUA
Molecule: messenger RNA, 5086 nt
Organism: Haliaeetus leucocephalus (bald eagle)
Lineage: Eukaryota; Metazoa; Chordata; Aves; Accipitriformes; Accipitridae
Gene: CRACD
Product: KIAA1211 ortholog
Exons: 9
Coding region: 229-4500 (1423 amino acids)
Biological process (GO): negative regulation of barbed-end actin filament capping; maintenance of gastrointestinal epithelium
Source: RefSeq, a predicted model, not a curated record